CAGUAGACAUGUCAUAAUCUAUAAAUAGUAGACGUUAAGUUCUCUUUUUAAGUUAAACAAAUCUUUCCACUUAUAUUUUUGGUAUUUAACAAUAAUUUAAAAAAUUGUUAUUAAAUAAAGUGUUAAAAUUACGUUUUAAACAAAAUGCCAGUCUUUCAUACGAAAACAAUCGAAUCCAUUUUGGAGCCAGUCGCACAGCAGGUGUCUCGACUGGUAAUACUGCACGAGGAGGCCGAAGAUGGCAACGCGAUGCCCGAUCUUCAGCAGCCCGUUCGGGUGGUCAGCAACGCCGUCUCGAACCUGCUCAAGGUGGGCAAGGAGACGAUCAGCAGCUCGGACGAUCCGAUCCUGCGACAGGACAUGCCCGCCGCCCUGCAGAGGGUCGAGAAGUCCUCCGUACUGCUCGAGCAGGCGAGCGACAUGCUGAAGCACGAUCCGUUCUCGGGGCCGGCCCGGGAGCGCCUCAUCGAGGGUAGUGGCGGCAUUUUGCAAGCGACCUCCGCCUUGCUACUUUGCUUCGACGAAUCGGAGGUGAGAAAGAUCAUCCACGAAUGCAAACGUGUCCUUGACUACCUCGCCGUCGCCGAGGUGAUCGAAACGAUGGAGGAGCUGGUGCAAUUUUUACGCGAUCUCAGUCCGUGUCUGAGCAAGGUGUCGCGCGAGGUGAGCGCGCGCGAGAAGGAGUUGACGCACCAGGUGCACGCCGAAACUUUGGUGCGUUGCCUGGAGCAGGUGAAGACUCUGGCGCCGAUCCUCAUCUGCUCCAUGAAGAUUUACAUUCACAUCAUCACGCAAGGGGGCAAGGGGGCGGAGGAGGCGGCCGAAAAUCGGAAUUAUUUAACCGCUCGCAUGUCCGAUGAAAUAAUCGAAAUCAUUCGCGUGUUGCAAUUGACGAGUUACGAUGAGGAUACGUCGGAGCUCGACAACUUGACCGUUCUGAAGAAGUUGCAGAAUGUGAUUUUGAAUAAGAUCAACACCGCGAACGAUUGGUUGCUGGAUCACUCUGCGUUUAAGGGAGGUAUCGGGGAGAAGUCUUUGCGCCAACUGAUCGACGCGGCGGGCAAGGUGGCGGACAGGUGUCUUCCACCGGACGCGCAGGCAAUCGGUCGACUCGUAUCCGAGCUCACGACGAUGACGGACGCACUGUGCGAGCUUCGACAGGACGGGCACGGAGCAACACCUCAGGCGGAGGCUUUGGCGGACAGCAUCAGGAAAAAGCUGGGCCAUUUGCAGCAGGCCGUACUGAACGCGGUGGUCGGCGUCGACAAGUCCGGCCUGCAACAGAUCGCCCAUACGGUGCAGGGCCGAAUCGAGCAAGCGCGCAAGUGGCUGACGCAUCCGGGGCAGAACGAUCGCGGGCUGGGGCAGCGGGCCAUCGCGCUGAUCGUACAGGAGGGACGUAAAGUGGCCGACGGCUUGCCGGGCAUUCAGAAGACGGAAAUUCUGGAACUAUGCGACGACGUCGACGGACUGUCGCGCCAACUGGAGCAGCUGUGCCUGCAGGGCCACGGCGAUUCCGCGCAGGCGCAGGACGUCGCGAGAAAGUUAUCGCAGAAGCUGCACGAGCUGAAAGAGCGCAUCAACAAGGCGGUCACGAAUCGGGUCGUCGAAGAUUUCAUCGAUAUCGUCACCCCCUUGAAACACUUCACCGAGGCCGUACUGGCCUUGGAGGGUACGCCGAAUCGCGAUCAGAAUUUCUCGGACAAAGCGGCGAACCUACAACAGUUUUCGAAUCGCGCCGUAAAAACCGCCAAAAUGGUGGCGGCAGGUGGAAGCGGCGGCAACAAAAAGUUGGCCGAAUCCUUGCAGAGCGCCUCGGGUCAGGUCGAAAGCCUAACGCCGCAGCUCGUCUCCGCCGGCAAUAUUCGACUCAACUAUCCCACGUCGAAGGCGGCCGACGAGCACUUCGAGAACCUCCGCCAGCAGUACGCCGACACGCUUACGAAGGUGCGCAAUCUGUGCGACGAGGCGACGGACUCCGGCGACUUCAUCAAGGCGUCCGAGGAGCAGAUGCGGAAGCACACGUUUCUGUGCGAGGAGGCGAUCAAGAACAAGCAAUCGCAGAAGAUGGUCGAUAAUACGUCGGCGAUCGCGCGUCUCGCCAAUCGCGUGCUGCUCGUCGCCAAGCAGGAGUCGGACAACUCGGAGGAUCCCGCCUUUAUCGACGAAGUCAAUCAGGCAUCGAACAUACUGCAAAACUGUGUUCCGCUGAUGGUGCAGGACGCCAAGCAGGUCGCGAUUAAUCCGGCCGAUCUGAAUUCGAUUUCGAAGUGGAGAGAAUCAAAUAAAGCGCUUCUCGGCGCAGUCGCACAAGUUCGUGACGUCAUCAAACCAGAGGUUCCACCGCUGCCCAACAUGACCUCACUGAAACUAGAAUCCGGAAUUCCGGGCACUUACUUUGCCGACAAAGUUGGUGAGCCUCUCCGUAGUACGCCGACUCCCACUUUCAGCACGGAAGCCGGUAGACUUACGCCGAUUGCUAACCUUCAAGGCCGCGUUAGUCCGCUACCGAAAUGGGCCCGAGGCGAGAACUCGGACCUCCUUUGCCAAGAACUAAUAUCUAACAAUUACAGGGAGCCAGGAUAUUAUAGUUUCAUACCCGAGUAUAUUAUUGACGAUGAUAUGGCACCGCCAAGACCGCCUUUACCCAGCGACGACGUUCCUCUGAGACCGCCACCUCCAGAAACCGACGACGAAGACGACGUGUUCAAACGAGCCCCCAACUCGAGUCAACCGAUCAUGGUCGCCGCGCACAACCUGCACCGCGAGGUCCGCCAGUGGUCAUCGAAAGACAACGAUUUAAUCGCCGCCGCCCGCAAGAUGGCGCUACUCAUGGCGCGCCUAUCCGAGCUCGUUCACAACGACGACAAGGGCAGCAAACGAGAGCUGAUCGCGACGGCGAAGGCGAUCGCCGAGGCGAGCGCCGACGUCACCGGAAUCGCGAAGCAGCUCGCCCGCGAGUGCACCGACAAGCGGAUACGCACGAACCUACUGCAGGUCUGCGAGCGGAUACCAACGAUCGCGACCCAACUGAAAAUUCUAAGUACGGUGAAAGCGACGAUGCUGGGCGCGCAAGGAAUCGGAGCGCCGAGAAGAGGUUCCGAGGAGGAUCGUGAGGCGACCGAGAUGCUCGAGGGCAACGCGCAGAAUCUCAUGCAGAGCGUCAAGGAGACGGUACGAGCGGCCGAGGGCGCUAGCAUCAAGAUACAUUCGCAAUCGCACGGACGUCUCAGAUGGGUGCGACGUUUACCUUGGUACCACUACAAUUAGACAUUUUAACGUACAAGCUUUAACCGAAGAGUACUAAGCAUAAAGAGAUUUAACACAAUCUUGCCACCUAUCGACGAGCUUCGGUACCGUUGAAUCUUCUUCUGUUUGGUACUUUUUGCUUUUAACGAUAUUGACAGAUAUUUUUAUAUGCUUAUAUUAGCGAGUAAGUUGUGCAAUAGUGCCAAACGCCGAUCUAGAUCGUUAUAUUAAUUUUAUGUGUCAAAUUCUAUCGAGUAUUAAUUGGGUUGUUAUAUUUUGUUAAUUGUAUACACCGUAAUCUAUUUAAAAAAUUUAUAAUCGUUGCUCUAUUUAUUGGAAUGAAAUUGUAUUAUUUAUUAAUUUCUUAAAAAAAUAACAUCACAUUUAAUUUGUUUA
Photinus pyralis (common eastern firefly) is the source of this 3645-nucleotide messenger RNA. RefSeq names its product vinculin. The transcript is spliced from 15 exons. Gene Ontology annotation, molecular function: actin filament binding. Bases 145 to 3270 code for a protein of 1041 amino acids. Gene Ontology annotation, biological process: cell adhesion. NCBI's taxonomy places the organism in Eukaryota, Metazoa, Arthropoda, Insecta, Coleoptera, Lampyridae. The record is from RefSeq and is a predicted model, not a curated record.